AUGCGCCAGGUAUCUGUAGAUGUUCCCACUUCUAGGGGUCUCCAAGGAAUCUUCAGCAAAGCACAAUCUUCACAUCCUGAUCCAGAGGCUGACAAUCCAAAGACGAAGAGAAUUCUCGACAGAACGUCUGCAGACUUUCCAAAAGGUAGUCUUUGUGCGAUUAUGGGGGGAUCAGGCUCCGGAAAGACAACCUUACUCAAUAUCCUUUCGCGUCGCAUGCAAAACGCAUCUAUGGUCUUGUCCGGUUCUGUCUUAUACAACGGCUCUCCCGAACUAUCAACCGUGACAAGCGCCUAUGUCACUCAAAUGGACCUUCUUCUGCCUUCGCUAACUGUCCAGGAAACACUCUUGUAUGCUGCAGCCUUGCGUCUGCCCUACCGCACCACAGCCAUGGAGUGCCGGAACCUUGUGGAAGAGAUCAUCCUCGAGCUUGGUUUAAAGGAAUGCGCCAAUACACAGGUCGGUGAUGGAGCCUCACAUCGAGGAUGCUCUGGCGGAGAGCGCAGACGCCUCAGCAUAGGAGUGCAGAUGCUCAGUAAUCCAAGUGUCCUGUUUUGCGAUGAGCCUACCACUGGUCUUGAUGCGACUUCGGCCUACCAGUUAAUCAAAAUGCUCAAAUCUUUGGCGUCAAAAGGACGUACCGUCAUCUGUACUAUCCAUCAGCCCCGACACGACAUUUUCUUCCUAUUUGAUCGCAUAACCCUCCUCAGCCAAGGCUUUACUGUAUAUUCAGGUCCCACAGACGAAUCUGUGAAAUGGUUCGAAUCACUUAUUCCGGGAAGUCUUUCCGAACAUCUCAACCCGGCAGACUACCUCAUCGGAGUUGCUGCUGUGGAUGACCGUACCCCCGAGGCCGAGUCAAAAACUCGAGCUCAACUUCAUCGUCUCGUCGAGGUGUGGAAGAAGGAAUCUUCAAACCGAUUUUCACUGCCGUCUUCGCCAGAUAGUGUUAAGGUCAAGGGGUCACCAAGGCCCGUCCACACGGCUGGCGUAUGGCGGCAAAUUCAAGUCUUGACGUCCCGUACUAUUGUCACCACGAUUCGCGAUCCAAUGGGCCUCACAGCAUCCUGGAUGGAAGCCGUCGUCAUGGGCUUGGUCUGCGGAUUAGUAUUCUUGAACCUUCCUAAAACCUUAGCGGGCAUCCGUUCUCGGGAGGCAGCGCUUUAUAUUGCGUGUGGCUUACAAGGAUACCUUGUUCUCCUAUAUGACAUCUACCGUCUCACAGGUCCUUCUCUUGCACUUUUUGACCGAGAACACAGCGAACGCGUUGUAGGCGUUGUGCCAUGGGUUAUUUCCACCCGUAUUGCUCGGCUCUUACUCGAAGACGUCAUUGUCCCCUUCCUCUUCUCCGUGAUAUACUACUUCAUGUGUGGGUUCGAUCCCGAUGCCUCUCAGUUCUUUCGCUUUUACGCUGUGGUGUUAUUGAAUCAGUACAUCGCGGUGUCUUUUGCGAUGCUGUGUGCUGCAAUCUCAAGGGACUUCGCAAUUGCAACGCUUAUCGCUAAUUUGAUGUUCACGUUCCAGUCUUUCUCUUGUGGAUUUUUCAUACAGGCUGCGACAAUCCCGGUGUACGUUCGAUGGAUCAAAUGGGUUGGAUAUUGCUUCUAUGGAUUUGCAGCCCUAGUCGCCAACGAGUUCUCGGGGAAAUUCUACGACUGCCCAGAGAGUGGAGGUCCUUCGAAUCCCGCGUGCAUUCAAUACACAGGCGAUUUUAUUCUGGAGAAUCUCUCUUUCCAUCCAAAUUGGUAUACCGUGCCUGUGUGCGCUCUUCUCGGCUUCGUGGUAGUAUUUAACCUGAGCGCAACGUUAUUAUUGCUAUUCUGGACGGUCGAUGUGCAGGUAGCUGGUACGCAUACUGCAAAAAACGCAGACACAAAUGGUCCGGAGAGAUAUCAAGAUGUUUCCGGAAUGAAGAAAGAAAAGGAGCGGGCUAAGUCAGUUGAUAUUGAUGUCGAUCUUGUUGAUCUAGCGUUGACGGUGACCAUUGAAAAAACAUCUCUGAGGAAAGGGUUUACAAAGGUCCACAUUCCCAUCUUGCAUGCGGUCACAACACGUUUUGAAGCUGGGUCGGUGAAUGUAAUCAUGGGUCCAUCUGGGUCGGGAAAGAGUUCUCUGCUCAAUCUGAUGGCCCUGCGCUUCAAGUCCACCCCACUUACUCGAUACAACUCCUCUGGAAAUCUUCUACUCAACGGCUUUCAACCGGACGAAUCAGAGCUCCGUUCUCUAUGUUCGUAUGUCACACAGGACGACAACUCUCUGCUCCCGUACCUUACCGUGCGAGAAAUGCUACGCUUCGCUGCGGGGUUGAGGUUACCUGGGAGUAUGACUAUGAAGGAGAAGAAUAGCAGGGCAGAAGAAGUGAUACGAAUGAUGGGCUUGAGUAACUGCGCUGACUGUUUGAUUGGGAGUGAGUUUGUGAAAGGGAUCAGUGGUGGAGAGAAGAGGAGGGUAAGUAUUGCGGUGCAGGUGUUGACUGAGCCAAGAAUACUUAUUGCCGACGAACCGACAAGUGGUCUCGAUGCAUUCACUGCUUCUUCUAUCCUUGAUGUAUUGAACGGCCUCGCUGCAGAAGGCCGUACCGUAAUCAUCACGAUCCACCAAAGCCGUUCCGAACUUUUCCCCCAAUUUGGCAAUCUACUCCUUCUGGCUAAAGGUGGUCGGGUUGCAUAUUCGGGUAAAGCGUCUCUAAUGAUGCCCUACUUUGGACGCUUGGGUUAUCAAUGUCCCACAAAUUGUAAUCCUAGUGACUGGGCUCUGGAUCUGGUUUCAGUGGACUUGCGGGACGAGAAGGCGGAGGCAGCCAGUCGCUUAAAGGUCGAAGAGAUCCUGGACGCGUAUGAGCCAAAUCCUUCUGCUGGGAUUGAGUUAAAUAUGUCGGAUGAAAGCAAGCAGCGUCAAUAUCGCCCGCUUCCUCCGAAUUUAGUCAGAUUGAAGAAGGAGCCAGCGCCUUUCUAUGUCGCGUUUCCGAUUCUCAUUCGACGGGGAUUGAUCAAUUUCCAGCGUCAACCAAGUUUGGGAAUUGCUCGUAUAGGUCAAGUGUUGGGCCUUGGUUUAGUGCAGGCAUUGUUCUUUGCGCCGUUAAAAAGAGAUUACAUUGCCGCGAGUGUCAAUAUUGUCGGUGCUGUCCAGGAGAUCUUGCCAUUGUAUUUCGUGGGCAUGCUGCAAAAUGUAGCACUUUACCCCAUUGAAAGAGAUGUCUUUUACAAGGAACACGAUGAUGGCGCUUACUCUGUAGAAGCAUUCUUUGCCGCUUAUGUUUGCCUUGAAGUUCCAUUCGAAAUAAUCUCAGCCCUUCUGUAUUCUCUGCUCGGCGACAUUGCCAUCAACCUCAAACGGACGAUUCCGAUGUACUUUAUAAUUGCACUUAACUGUUUCUGCAUAGUUAGUUGUGGCGAGUCUCUUGGUAUCAUCUUCAACACCCUGUUCCAAAGUACCGGAUUUGCUCUUAAUGUCACCAGCGUGCUACUAUCUGUUGGAACGUUCAUGGGUGGGCUCAUGAGCAUCGAUAUGAUAGGUUUCCUCCAAGGAAUUAACUAUAUUUCGCCCCUCAAGUACGCGACGGCGAACAUGCUGCCCUAUACGUUACAGGGAAUGACCUUUACUUGUGACGACGCACAGAGACUGGCGGAUGGUCAAUGUCCUUUGAACACUGGAGAGCAGGUACUGGAUCUGUACAAGUUGAAUGUCGAUCCUGCGCCAAUGCUGGGUGCACUGGUAGGCGCGACGGCCGUUUACAGGCUUGUCGCAUACAUAAUUUUAAGGAUUUCGCGGACUGAUUUCUCUCAUCUUGCUCAGAGUCGAUAUACCGUAAAGCAUGUAUCAUCUUGA
Molecule: messenger RNA, 3828 nt
Organism: Lentinula edodes (shiitake mushroom)
Lineage: Eukaryota; Fungi; Basidiomycota; Agaricomycetes; Agaricales; Omphalotaceae
Product: P-loop containing nucleoside triphosphate hydrolase protein
Exons: 11
Coding region: 1-3828 (1275 amino acids)
Cellular component (GO): membrane
Molecular function (GO): ATP hydrolysis activity; ATP binding; ABC-type transporter activity
Source: RefSeq, a predicted model, not a curated record